UUGACUGUUAACUUGGACGUUCAAACACGUUGAGUAACGGUCAACGCGCCACGUCACUGCCAACUCAGAAGAUCUGAUAAAUAUUUAAUUUUUUCGUUUUUUAUUUUUGGUUUAACUAAGGUAUUAGAUGAUUUUUUUUAAUUUAUAAUAAUUUAAAAUUUGGGAAUGUGUGGAAAUUGUGAAUUAUUUUAAAUAUUUUAUGCUGAUUUGGCAGUGACAUGACGCGUUGACUAACGGUCAACGCGUUUGACCGUCCUAGUUAACGGUCAAACAUCGGGUUUGGCCAAAUUGUUUAUUUUGGUGUAUAGUUCAGGCCAGACAGAAUGUUUAUUUUGGUCAAAGUUCAGCCCAUACGAGCACCGAUUCAGUUCGGCCGCUCCCUGCAGCUAGGGUUCCCAACCUCUUAGAACCUUUUAGGGAUUCUGUGCUUUGGAGAAGCAAGUAAGAAUGGACGAAGGAGGAGACCCUCGAAACGCCAAUGGCGCAGCUGCAAAUCAUCUCAUGGUAUUGAAGGAAGGAAUAUAUUUGAUCCUCUCCCGAUGGGCAGUUCUUCUUUUCGCCGUCGAUAACGAGUCCGGCGGUCACGGCUCCCGCCAGUUAGCCGAUCAACUCGCUUCGGAUGUUUACUCCUGGUUCACCAAACAGCGCAAAGCCAAUGAGCCGCUUUAUAUCGAUGACCUGGAGAACAUUCUCGACGAAACCAUGUCUGAUCAUCUCAACAUCGACAUGAAUGAUGAUGGCGUUGAAAUUGAGAAGGUAGCAGAGAAAAUGAUGAUUAUGCACGAGGAAUGUAUGGAAGGUAACUAUAGCUCUGUUGAGAAGUUGAGAAGGGCUGCUGCUGAGCCUUGUAGAACAUCAUCUCGUCAAUACAUUAUCAGACAGGAUGACGACCAUGAUGAUGAUGAGGAUGAUGCUUCGUCGGGAAGUGGUGGAGAUGAUAAUAUGAUGAUGGUGGAUUCUGCAGUAGUUCCUCGGACAAUAGAUGAUGCUGAUGAUGAUGGGUGGACGGUGGUCUCUUCCAAUCGACGUAGUGGUAGAAGGAAUCGCUAAAUAGGAAUUCCAGAGUCGAUAAACUCAGAGGCAAGCAAGCAAGCUGUUCAGGCAGAGUAAGAUUGUGAAUCGUCCUCUCCGGUGAGACGAGAGGCAGGAGGAAACUUAGAUUGGACUUCAUUAGAGCUAUUAUGUUCUUCUUCCACGGCCCUGUUUUCGUGAUUCGGUUUAAUUAGUUCGAAUUGAGUAAGGGCGCAAACAACUGUAAAACUCUGUCUACCAAGUAGUCAAGCACAUAAUUUUUUGCAUGGCAAUUUCCAUUCCACCAAUUCAAUAUAUCCAGUUAAAUAUAAAACUAAUCUAAUC
Linum trigynum is the source of this 1356-nucleotide messenger RNA. The record is from the annotation of a GenBank genome assembly. Lineage: Eukaryota; Viridiplantae; Streptophyta; Magnoliopsida; Malpighiales; Linaceae.